AAAACAGAGUGCCCUCGCGAGCACCUCUGUAUCUCACUCGCGAUCACCUUUAUGGCAUCGAUUGAUGCCUCGAAGUUCAAUUGGGGUUUCUUCAGUUCUUUUAUUUUAGCGCAAUACAUGGGGCUCGUAGGUAGAAUUUUUGUCUUGCUCCUGUUGACGGUUAUAAAUAGCAGUGGUCUGCAGUAUCAUGGCUGCAACUUGCUAGACUGCUAUACUUCAUUUGCCAUGGUGGCUUCGUUUUCUGUUCUGAUUCCCAUCAUGGUGGUUUUGUUUCUUGUUCUGAUUCUCAUGUUUUCUCUCCACCUCUACGCCCGCUGGUACCUCCUCCGUGCUCGCAGCCGUCAAUCCCGCGCCCGCCGUCGCAGCGCAUCCGCCCAUCGGCAAUCCGUCGUCCUUAUAGACACGGGUAACAACCUCGCCACCACUGCCACUCGCGGCCCCGACGUUCGUAUCCUGAAGUCCCUCCCGGUUUUUACCUUCUCUUCCAAAACCCAUCCGGAUUCCACCCCGGACUGCGCCGUUUGCUUGUCGGAGUUCGAAGAAAAUGAAUCGGGUCGGGUUCUGCCCAAGUGUAAUCACAGUUUCCACAUAGAGUGUAUAGACAUGUGGUUCCACUCUCACUCCACUUGCCCUCUCUGCCGGACGCCCGUUGAGGAAUACGGUCUGGUGCCGGCGAACCCCGGCGACGCCGUUUUGACCAUACCAGAACCGGAAUCGGAUCCGAUAUCGGGUCCAGGACUGUGUGCCACGUGUCAGCAUGAGAAUGAACAGGCAGAUCCGUCGUCGCGCAGGUCAAGGAAUAAGCUCACGGUAGAGGUUCCGAGGAGGAGCUGCGAGGGAUUUGAGGGGGAGUCGAGUGCGUGUUAUGGGUCAUAACCUGGAGACUUGUGAAAUAGGUUGAGUUAUGGGUUGCCUUUUAUUUGAGAAUUCAUUUGACUUAAUUCCUUUAAUUUAUGAUUUAUGAUGAUUAAAUUUAAAUCCAACUC
This is a messenger RNA of Rubroshorea leprosula, 986 nucleotides long. Lineage: Eukaryota; Viridiplantae; Streptophyta; Magnoliopsida; Malvales; Dipterocarpaceae. The record is from the annotation of a GenBank genome assembly.